Messenger RNA from Ambispora leptoticha, 1158 nucleotides. NCBI's taxonomy places the organism in Eukaryota, Fungi, Glomeromycota, Glomeromycetes, Archaeosporales, Ambisporaceae. The record is from the annotation of a GenBank genome assembly.
AUGUCUUCCGAACAUACCUCAGCUGACCCGACCAAAGAAACCACGACAAACACCAAACCGAAUGAAGCCGUUACAGUUUUAAAGAAUUUGACUCUUGAAGACUUCAAAAAUAUUGGUAAAAUACCAUGUGCACGAAAUAGCUUGCUUUAUGGUAUAGGCAGUGGGACAAGUGCAGACCUACUUCCCCCAGCUAAUAUACAUCGAGUUUGGCACGCCAAGUGUGUGCCUCAGCGACAUUUUCCCAUCCUGGAACGCGAAUCACAACUUGGAAGGGCUAGUAGCAGAGGCAAUUCAGUCAACAGCGACCCAAACCAACUACCUUAUCCACAUUUAUUAGAUAGAGCUUCUGCUGCAGUCACCCACACUUCUCCACACACUUUGAUCGGUUCUUUCGAAGAGGACCAAUCUGCUGCCGUUUCGUUGCCUUUUCCUUACUCUUCUUCCUCGCAUAUAAUAACCUCCCCUUCGAACUCUAGCUCCUCGUUAGCAAUUGACGAAACAAGGAGUCAAGUUAGUGGGUAUCAUCCAAGAGACGAUACAGACGACUACAUUCAAGUUAGUGAUUCUGAUAUAGACUUACGCUCACCCAAACGUCUACGUACCGAAGAGAAUAAUAUCGAUAAGAAGCCAAAAAUGAGGAUCAAUUCGGAAAAUGGUGUUGGUGCUGGAAGUGCUAAUGGCGUCUCCCGUUCUAGUAGUAAUGGAGAGGUCGAGAAAUCAACUAAUGGUCAAAUAAUAUCCAAUAACGGUAAUAGUAAUUAUAAUAAAUUACAGAAAAUUAGACAGCAAGAACUUGUGAGACUGAUGGUGCAAUCAUUGCAGAAUAUGGGUUAUAGUGAAUCAGCAGCAGCGCUCGAGAAAGAAUCGGGAUAUCCACUUGAAAGUCCGACCGUGGCACAAUUCAGGGAGGGUGUUUUGAAAGGUGAUUGGGCCUUGGUUGAAAGUCUAUUACCCACCUUGGAGUUGGAUCAGACUGAAGAUACUGUGGUUGUCAAAUUUUUAAUCAGGGAACAAAAAUAUUUAGAAUUAUUGGAAGCGCAACAGAAAAUGAAAGCUUUAGUUGUUCUUCAACAUGAACUCACCCCACUUAAUUAUAAUUUGGAUCGAUUGCAUGCUCUACCAAGGCAUGUCCUGCUUGAUCUUUCAGAUCGCUGUUGA